GCCGGCACGGAGGGGCCCGCCGCCGGCAUGCUGCCCGUCCUCUGCACCGCCCUGGCGGGGCUGCUGCUGCUGCCGCUGCUGGCGAACUUCUGCUGCCCCCACUUCUUCCAGGACAUGGGCUACUUCCUGCAGGUGGCCGGCGUGGCCCGGCGGGUGCGCGGCUACGGGCAGCGGCGGCCGGCGCGCACCGUCCUGCGCGUGUUCCUGGAGAGGGCGCGCCAGACGCCGCACAAAGCCUUCCUGCUCUUCGGCGACGAGACGCUCACCUACGCGCAGGUGGACCGGCGCAGCAACCAGGCGGCCCGGGCGCUGCACGACCACCUCGGCCUGCGCCAAGGAGACUGCGUGGCGAUCUUUGUGGGGAACGAGCCGGCCUACGUGUGGCUGUGGCUGGGGCUGGCCAAGCUGGGCUGUGUCAUGUCGUGCCUCAACUACAACAUCCGCGCGAAGUCCCUGUUGCACUGCUUCCAGUGCUGCGGGGCGAAGGUGCUGCUGGCCUCCCCAGAACUACAAGCAGCUGUUGAAGAGGUAGUGCCAUGCCUGAAAAAAGAUGAUGUGUCUAUCUAUUAUGUGAGCAGAACUUCUUACACAGAUGGGGUUGAUACUCUCCUGGACAAAGUAGAUGAAGUGUCAAGUGAACACCCAGAGUCAUGGAGGUCUGAAGUCACCCUUUCCACUCCUGCCUUAUACAUUUAUACUUCUGGAACCACAGGUCUCCCAAAAGCUGCUACAGUCAACCAUCGGCGCAUCUGGUAUGCAACUGGCCUCUUUGUGGUAAGCAGAAUAAGGACAGAUGAUAUCAUCUAUGUCACUCUGCCCUUGUAUCACAGUGCUGCACUUCUGAUUGCCGUCCACGGAUGUAUCCUGACUGGUGCUACUCUUGCCUUGAGGACUAAAUUUUCAGCCAGCCAGUUCUGGGAUGACUGCAGAAAAUACAACGUUACUGUCAUUCAGUAUAUCGGUGAACUGCUUCGGUAUUUAUGUAACUUACCCCAGAAACCAAAUGAUCGUGAUCAUAAGGUGAGACUUGCACUGGGAAAUGGUCUACGAGCGGAUGUGUGGAGAGAAUUCAUCAAGAGAUUUGGGGACAUUCACAUUUAUGAAUUCUAUGCCGCCACUGAAGGCAAUAUUGGAUUUUUUAAUUAUACGAGGAAAAUUGGUGCUAUAGGAAGGGUAAACUCCCUACAAAAAAAAGUCAUAUCUUAUGAACUAAUUAAAUAUGAUGUGGAAAAAGAUGAACCUGUCCGAGACGAAAAUGGAUAUUGCAUCAGUGUUCCCAAAGGUACAGUGGACCUGUGUUCA
Molecule: messenger RNA, 1302 nt
Organism: Carlito syrichta (Philippine tarsier)
Lineage: Eukaryota; Metazoa; Chordata; Mammalia; Primates; Tarsiidae
Product: very long-chain acyl-CoA synthetase-like
Biological process (GO): long-chain fatty acid import into cell; very long-chain fatty acid catabolic process; bile acid biosynthetic process
Cellular component (GO): endoplasmic reticulum; endoplasmic reticulum lumen; endoplasmic reticulum membrane
Molecular function (GO): pristanate-CoA ligase activity; fatty acid transmembrane transporter activity; phytanate-CoA ligase activity
Source: RefSeq, a predicted model, not a curated record